AGCACAACGUCCAUCAACGAAGUGAAAGACGGCACCUUGGACUAACCCUUAGGGUUACUACACUUUGUAUCCCUCUUAUCCGUACACCGUUUCUCCUCCUAGUUCACAAGUUUCGUAAAGAUCCAUCUACCUUCGUCCAUCGUUCAAACGUUGCAUCGAAUUCUUCGCUUCCAAGACGAUAAUAAUAUACCAGACUGAAAGCAGCGCUUGAACCUGAUCAGUAUGCAGGCCAUUAAAUGUGUGGUUGUAGGGGACGGUGCUGUUGGAAAGACAUGUCUCCUCAUUUCUUACACGACCAACGCCUUCCCAGGUGAAUAUAUCCCAACAGUCUUUGAUAACUAUUCUGCAAACGUUAUGGUGGACGGCAAAACCAUCUCUCUCGGUCUUUGGGAUACGGCCGGACAGGAAGAUUACGACCGACUUCGACCUUUGUCUUAUCCACAGACGGACGUAUUCUUAAUCUGUUUCUCCCUGGUUAGCCCCCCAAGUUAUGAGAACGUUCGGACCAAGUGGUAUCCCGAAAUAUCUCAUCAUGCUCCCCAGACGUCUAUUGUUCUCGUUGGCACGAAGCUUGAUCUACGUGAAGACCCAGCUACCAUUGAGAAGCUGAGAGACCGGUACGUCAAUAGCAAUACGAAGGUGUUAGGGUUGACGGACAUGCGUUCCCAGGCGUAUGGCACCUAUUCAGUACUCACAGGGUGUUGCGAUGGCCAAAGAUAUCAACGCCGUCAAAUACCUAGAAUGCUCUGCACUGACUCAAAAGGGUCUGAAGACUGUGUUUGACGAAGCGAUCCGGGCGGUUUUGCACCCACCCGUACGAGGUGGAGAGAAAAAGAAGAAGACUGGCUGCAUUAUCGCAUGAAGUCCUGAUAAAGCUGUCAAGACGGAUGCAAACUCGAGAGAGAGGGAAAGUGGUUGUACUACCCCCACUAUUAUAUCACGCCAUUUAUAUUUUUGCUCGACUGUUGAUGACCUGUCAUGUUCACUCCCCCGAACCACGUCUCUUUUUUUCUUUCUCAACAUUCAUACAGACGGAUUUGCAAGAGACAGUAUCCUACUUUUUCUCCCCAUAGGCCGCUAAAUAUACUGUGUUUGCUACAAAAGUGUACUCUAUUGGUGUGACAACGGAAGCGCCAUCAUGAUAUGGG
Marasmius oreades (fairy-ring Marasmius) is the source of this 1148-nucleotide messenger RNA. RefSeq names its product Ras- C3 botulinum toxin substrate 3 (gene RAC3). Gene Ontology annotation, biological process: regulation of cell shape; small GTPase-mediated signal transduction; establishment or maintenance of cell polarity. The record is from RefSeq and is a predicted model, not a curated record. Gene Ontology annotation, molecular function: GTP binding; protein kinase binding; GTPase activity. Gene Ontology annotation, cellular component: cell cortex; cytoplasmic vesicle; cell projection. The transcript has 8 exons. The coding region runs from base 223 to 783 and encodes 186 amino acids. NCBI's taxonomy places the organism in Eukaryota, Fungi, Basidiomycota, Agaricomycetes, Agaricales, Marasmiaceae.